Molecule: messenger RNA, 4404 nt
Organism: Stegodyphus dumicola
Lineage: Eukaryota; Metazoa; Arthropoda; Arachnida; Araneae; Eresidae
Source: RefSeq, a predicted model, not a curated record
AUGACUGAUGUGAUACAACGAUUCCAAAAUAAUGUUGUGAUGUUAUUCCCUGAUACAAUAAAAGAAAUUAACAGAAGAAGUGCAGUUGAGCGUCUGGAAGAAACGAAAGCAAACUACGUUAAAACAGAAAGUGUUUUGGACUGCAAACAAAAUUUUGAGCACAGUUCGAAUCUCCAUGUCAGCACAGGGCCUCAACUAGAUGUCCUGUUGAAACGGAGAAUUAAAAGUAUAUAUGAUUGUCCCAACAUUAUUAAUUAUGUGCAGAAAAUUGAUUUGACGGAUAACAAAAAUGUACUUCCUUUUGAAAAUGAUUUCGUUCAAAAAUCUUGCAGUACCUUUGAAUCAAGAAGAAAAUCACCUGAUAUAACGGAAAAUAGUGUAUUAAAUAGAAUGAAGCUGUUUCAGCAAGACUGCUGUGAUUUAGUAGGUGCAGAAGUAGUUAAUGUGGAUAGCGUACAAGUACAGCUAAGGCCCUUUAAUACCGAGAGGCGAACGUUUUCGCAUUUACCUAAGCAUGGCACUCAUUUGAAUGAAAAUGUACAUAAUUCUCAAAUGACUUUCAAUGCCCAAAAGUUGGAUGCAGAGAAAGAUUGUAAUUACUCACACAUGCGAAAAAGGACUGAGGAGAAAAGUGAACAUUCGGAUAUCGAACAGAAUUCAUUCGUACCCUCUGAAGAUUCUUUUUCCGUUGGCGAUGACGCUAUAGAACGUGAAGAUAAGAAGCAAAGCUCGAAGACAUCAGAUUAUGUUAGCAGAAGUUCUUCAUUCAAAUGCUCUGUUUCUUCAGAUCGAAUAAAAAAUCUAGUGAAAAGUUUUGAAGCACGUAUAAACAGCAGCAAUCCUUCUCCUGUAAUUAAUUUUCCAGCAACAGAUGAGAAAAAGAAAACAGUAAGUCGUUCAAAAUCAGACGUCAACUGUCGAUUCUCAAAAACUAUCAGUGUUGCUCCAGAAUCAAAUAAUUCGAGCGAUUCUGAAUUAGAGCGAUUUUUCAAUAUGAUGGGACUUGAUAACAAUAUGUGGCAGAAUCUGACAGCUCCACCGGAAAGCCCAGUUCACUUCUUCGACAGUAUCAGCUCCUUAAACAGUGAAGACCGCCUCUCUAGUUCUGGUAGCGAAGAUUCUGCUCUUGUAGUUCAACAAACGGAAGGUCUGAAAAACAGCGAUCUCCAAAGGCAUGCUCCAACAGACACAUCGAUUAUUGAGAAAAACGCAAGAGUUGUAAAAUGGUUGUACACCUGCCACAAUGCUCUUCGAAAAAAUACAUCUUGAAAGUAGUUUUAUCAGGUAUAACAUCCUGAUUGUUUACCGUGAUGGAACACUGGUAAUAUGACCGCCUUCAAUACGCUGCUUAAUGUUGUUCUUGAUGUUUAGAAGUUUAUACUUGACCGUUAGGUACAAAGAGAGCUUUUUUCAUUACAUUACUUAGUAACUAAAAUCAAGACAUUACAGAACAGCAUGAAAGAAAAGAAAUGCUGCAAUGAUCUGUAAGGAGUUAGUUGUCUGCAAGAAGUUAUUAAAUGACAGAACUUGCAUUUUCUCUUUUGAAAUGUUGUGUAUAAAUAUAUUUAGCUUUCUUAAAAAUAAUUAUGUUUGAUUUUCAGAAUUUCUUGACAUAAGAAAUAUAUGAUAUAACAUUUGUUUGCUGAUAGCGAACAUUGUGAGGACUAAAUGGCUCAGUUUCCCUUGAAAACUUUUAAGAAUGUAAGUCUGAAAUAUAUAAUGGUGAAGAGAAAAUAUAGCUGGCAAUUGUACAUUUUAUAGAUAAAUCUGAAUUUUUUUUCUUCUUUUAAAAUGAAAUAUUUUUGCUCUGUUCUACAAUAUUUUGCUUUUAUGCCAAUUACAAAAAAUAAACUUGUCGUAUAUUCUUUAUGAAAGCUUUGUAGGAUGUUCAGAAAUUUUUAUUUUAUGAUAUAAACAUUUAGCAUUAUAAAUCAUCAUGAUAUUCCUUUGCUUCAUGUUGAUGUCUCAACUGUGUUUAAGUGCAUUUUAAAGCUUUUAAAUUUAGAAGCCUUAUGCUACUACAUUGGUGCUCUGCAAGAACUGCAGUCUUAUUGUCAAAGUUUCAAUUAUUGUGCAAUGAACGCCAUUUUAUAAAUACUCAGUAAUGAAGAGUGUAGUGAUUAAUCAUGUGAUUUCUUCUUAAAAUAUUGGGGUGAGUCAAUAAUUUUACAAUACUUACAUAAAAUGCUCGGCGGUAGCGAUAUAAUGCUUUAACUUAUUCAUUCAGUGCAAUACAUUCUGCAUUAAAGAUUAUUAUAUUGAUGGUUUAUUUGCACUAGUUUUUCAUUUCGUAGGUCUGAUUGUAGUUUGGAUAAAAUAAACGUCAAAACCGCAACAAUAAUUUUUUUUCUAUUCGAGUCUGAGUUAGAACGCAACACUGAGGACACAAACAAAGAACUGUAAUGCGAAAUAGCAAGGGUCCUGAACCAGAGCGGAACAAACAAAUGGAUCCAAAAAUUUCGAUCAACGAUGAGGUGAGAGGAACUCCUGCAAUCAGCCAAUUUUUGCCAACAGGAAGUGCACCAAGAAGUAAGAAGCAAAUACAACAACUAGCAUGAAUAUUAUCAGAUGAACUGGACACAUCCCAGAGCACAGUGGUUCUUCACUGUCCAAACAUCAAGAAACUCAAGAGAAGCUUCCGCCGUGUUCUCCAUGAAAUGACACCAGCUCAAGCAAACUGUUGUUUUGCAAGCAAUUCCUUUAAAAUCCAGCGUGAUGUAUUGUCCCCCUCAAGAAAAUGUUACAGAUGAAAAGUAGAUUUAUUUUUAUAGUUCUAACGUGCAAAAGUAAUGUUGAAUCUAGGCCAGCUUCCUAAAUCUAUUGCCAAACAUGUAAGCUACUUUGUGUCCGAUGAAAUUUCAAGAGGAUAAUAAAUGCGAAUUCAUUCCAAACAGUCGGACUAUUGACGCCACGUUAUAUACAGGCUGUAUACUGUCAGCAACUGAAAUGGAUGUAUGCUGUUUUCAAGCAGAAGUACCCAGGACAGGUGAACAGAAAAUACGCUGUUUUACUGCAGGAUAACUUCAGGCUGCUUUCCGACUCGCAGGAUAACUUCAGGCUGCUCUCCGACUCAACAAACUUAUAGAAACUUAAGGGAAUGGAACUAACGUCACAUAUAGCACGCAGUCCGGACUUUGCACUGUUGAAUUAUUAAUUGCUCUGAUCUGUCAAACAGUUGUUCAGUUGAUAAGACGAUUCAACAUUGUUAGUUCGCAUUCCGGUGAACGGCUGCUUCCAUGAAGCCGUUCACCGGAAUUCCACAAUGAAACACGAGGAAAUGCUUUUCCUCAUGUUUCAUUUGAAUACGAGCCAGUUUCCUUUACAGUGUCCUAUACGAAGGUAUCUAUUCGCUUAGGCAUUUGCCACUUGCAUGCUUUGCCGAAAUUUAUUAAACGAAACCAAUUCGAUCCAUGGCUCACAUCAUAGCGGGCUAGAAUUCAACAGCUUGGAGGAGAUAGAAUCUAAGACAGAUUUUUUUUUUUUUUUUUCCCCCGUCUGAUGGUAAGAACUUAUAACACCAUAGCAUCGAAGAUCGGUAGGAAGAUAUAGAUUUCGAUGCAACGAAAGAGCUUAAAUUUUUAAUGUUAAAAAGAUUCGUUGUAAAAUUACGGAUUAAGGGGGAAAAAAGUGACGAAAAUAUCGCAAAACUUAGACUCACCUCAAUAUUUGAAUUUCAGUAUUUUGUAAAAGUGCACUUUUCAGCUAAAGUGCUAAGAAAUAAUAUGCUUCCAUUUGUAAAUAUAUGGAAAUCACCAAAUUUUAAUUUUUCCGUUAUAUAGAUAAUCUUUCGAGCAUAUAUUUAUAAAUUAAAGCUUUCGUUUGAUAUCACAACUUUAAAUUUGUAUUAUUUCAUAAAAAUGUGUUUAGCAGUCACCUUCAUUCAGAUUAUGCAAGCAUUCUUGUGUAGUUCUCUAUGUCAUAAUAUGUGCAAUUUUGCACACAUUUCUAAAGCGCUAUUUUCAUUUGUAGUAAUUAGCAUCAUAUUCUAGUUAGUAUCCGCUACAGCUACCAUUAGAAUCCGCCUUUCAUUAAAAAAACUCUUGUUUACCGACAGGCUUGCCUUCUAUUAAAAAUGGAUUUCAUGAUUUUGAUACUUAAUACUUAUAUUCUGUUACGAUAGUGUUUAUUUGGCUUUAUGCUGCUGUAAGAGCCGUUCACACUGGGGUUUAUCUGAGCUAAUGGAGACAGCUGACGUCAUUGAGGUAGAAAGUAAGAAGGAGAGGCCCUAACCGGUUUUCCCCAUACACUGCUUUGAAGCACUGGCUAUCCCUUCGUGGUGACCAAAACAUUCAGUGACUUACAAUUAAGGGUGAGGGAUCAAUAGGUUUUGACACGAUCGGAUGUAAAUAUUUUGAAAUUACGUCGUAAAUAUUCUUUUUGUUUUUUAUUUCUUAUUGGUUUAUA